GUAAACACUGGGAGUCUCAGUGUUUUUGACCUUGGAUAAGAAAUGUCUUAUACUUAAGAGAUUAAAAUGUCGGCGUUAUGGAAAUUGUCAGCUCCACUGUCACCCACGAAGGACUCCAGCCAAGCCCUGGAGUUAGUGAGAUGCAUUGGGAAGGCCAUGCAUACGACAGAUUCUGGAAUCACAGGAGUGAAUAUGGAGAAUAGCGAAUUUGCUAAACUGACGAAAAAACAGACAAAAAGUUCAAUAAGAAGUAAGCCUGGGAAUCUCAGACCAAAACGGUCAAACGAAAGUAUGUCUCAGCUUGCAGUCUAUCCAAGGCUGGGGACGGUGAAUGCAGAGAAAUGGUGGAGCACUGAAAUGUCAGGGUGGGAUUUGUCUGAGAGGACAAAAAGCUGCCACAGAUUUAAAUCCCCAUCACGGAGACCCAGCCCAGCAUUCUGGGCUUCCCAUGCAUCCCGGGUCACCACUGCCCGGACUCAGCAUUCCCAGGAUUCAAAGGCUAGUAGGCUGCGGAACAGCAUGAAGCAUGAAAACUAUCAAUCCAGCGGGGGCAGCACCGAGCCAUUAAACCAGCCAAUGCAGAGCAGAAAAAUCCCACUGAAGAGAAGGACAUUAUGUUUGAAAACUUCAAUCACAGCGGGCUUACAUGGUCCGUGCAUAUUGCAGUGCGUUGGCUUUGCUCCAGGGCGGGGUGAUGCUGGGCUGGAGAAGAGCUGCAGCAGUGACAUGAAUUCCCAGCAUUUCGGCAUUUUCACAAGGGGACGCUGCAGGACCCGACAUGGAGAUUCAUCCUUAUUGAAAGAGACCAAGCAGUCCGGCUCACUACCACCUGGAAGCCACACAGAAAUCUUCCUGCUAAAUUCCGAAAAUGCCACAUGAGGAAAAAUGCAAGGUACACAUCUGAAAAGUAAGAAUUUAGAUAAUCCAGAUAAUAAUGUCACUGUCGUGCAGCUAAUAAAGGUUGUUCAUAUGAUUUUUUUUUUCCAUAAUCACUUUAAUCGCAUAUAUUCUGCAGUCUAUUUACAAAAUAAAUGUAUAUGUUAGUCCUAGUUCCUAUUUCAUCAUUUUCCUUUGGUUAUCCUUUGUUAAGGAACAAAUCAUUUAUAUGUGAAAUAUUUGUUUUCCUGGUUUAUCAAAAAUAAAUAAAAUGAG
Messenger RNA from Paramormyrops kingsleyae, 1152 nucleotides. RefSeq lists its product as uncharacterized. The record is from RefSeq and is a predicted model, not a curated record. Lineage: Eukaryota; Metazoa; Chordata; Actinopteri; Osteoglossiformes; Mormyridae.